CCCCUUCAGGCCAAGGGGACGGUUCUCGCCGCCUUUGUCACUUUGUUUAUCCUACCCACGCCCCCCCCGCUUCCAAAUGCUUUCAAUGGAAGAGGGAGUUACGUUUCAUUCCCGCCUUUGAAUUUUAAAACCCAAAGAAGCAAAGGAGAGGGGGGCGUCUCAAGCGUCCAAUGGAUAGAAAUGGUUGCAAACUUCUCCGUUGAAGAAAUGCAAGCCAGUGAAGAGAGAGCUCCAGUAAGGAAUGUGAAAGAGGAAAAUGAAGAUGUUGUUGACAACGCAGAGCCAGGUUCUGAUGAUGAAAGUUCUGCAGAAUCUGAUAAGGUGGAGUCUGAUUUGGACACAUCCGAGGCAGAUUCAGAUCCAGGCACAGAAGACACAGAAGAUCCUCAGUUGUUAAAUCAGGAACCAGAAAACUGCAGCACUGAAGAGACAGCAACCACAAAUCCACACCCAGGCUUAUACAUCAAGUCACCAUGUCCAUUCUGUGACAGACAUCAGAAUCAAAACUUUGAACAAGUAACACCGAGACACAUCUCGGAGGAGCGUUUCUGUUUGAAGUUGGAGCACGAAGGAAGCUAUCAAUGUGUUGCCACCGGCCUGGUAUUUGAAGUGACAGAUAAAGUUGACAUUAUUUACUCAAUUCUGUCCUGGUGUAAAUAUGACACCUUUCUGAAAGACAACUGGAAACUCUGUGGCCCACUGUUUGAUGUGAAGAGUGAUCCCACCAGACUAAAAAGCAUUUACUUCCCUCACUCUCUCUGCUUAGCAAAUAGCUCAUCUGAUUUUAAAUUUAAAAUCUUACACAUAAAGGACAAGGGUGCUGAAAUAGAGUCAGUUACCGAUCAUUCAAUAUCACAUGUUCAGUGGAAUGUGAGUUCUUUGUCGCCAGUUGGCCCAAUAUUCCAGACCACCACCCAGGAUGUGGAACAUCAUGGAGCGGUGCUGAUUUACAAAGUCAUUAAUGGCCAUCAGUCCUUAUUGUUUCACGUGUAUAUAGCAGCAAACAAUGAUUCUGUAAUUAAGGACAUCAUAAAGGCCGAGAAACACACAAAACAAAAAUCUGUGAAAAUUGAUAAGCCCACAGCUUGCAAGAAAAAGCUGACCAGCGGCAAAACAUAUCGACUCCUGAGCGAACCGUCCGCAGAGAUAAUCCCUGAGGAGAUUGAAUUCAUGGACAUGACAUCUUUUAAAUGUAAAAGCUACUUUGAAGUAUAUUUAGAACAAGGAGAAGAUCUUCAGCUGAAACUAAUGGACAAAGAGUCAGAUGAAGUCAUAUGGACAUCCAAACUGCGGGAGUGUGACUGGCCGAGCAAUAAGCAGAAUGAACCAGCAAAACAAAGAAACAUUAACAAAAAUAGGAGGAGAAGAUCAAGCUGUGAAAUCUUUGCGGAAGAAACCAAUGUCAAAAAGCCACGUGUGGAUAAUACUGCAGAUGGAUUAACGUGCAAAAGGAAUAAUUAUAUCACUGAUAAACAGUUAAUGCAGUUGGCUGAAAAACUGGGAAAUAACUGGCAGAUUUUUGCAAUAAGCUGCCUCGGCCUCGAGUCUCAAGAUGUUAUGACAAUUAAAAAUGAAAAUGAACUACUUACAAUGCAGAUAUUUAUCAUGUUGCAAACAUGGAGGAAUAAAGAAUUGAACAAUGCAACUCCAUCAAAUCUCCACGAAAAGCUCUCCCAAGCCAACAUCGCAAGUGAUGCCCGGAUAGUUCUAGAAGGUUUUUGUUAUCAAGAAAAGAAUGACGAAGGACCCCAGGAAUAGAGGCAAAAACCUUCAGGGUCAAUAAUGUAAUCGAUGACUCAAUUAUUCACAGUUCACCAUUUUGGAAUACACAUCUGAGACGAAGGCAAAGGUUUAUUGUCCAUCCUUCCCUAUCCAUGAGACGGUUUUGGCAAAUUGACUUCUUGAACCACUACAGUCCAAGUAGUUUGUGUGAUUGGGACGGCCAAGAUUGUGACCCAGCAAUGAUGGAGAAGCAGUGAAUGUUUCCUCAUUACAUUAGCAAUUGGCCUGGAGAAGAGUGGCGAUCCCAAAAAAACAGUACUUUAUCUAGCUGGUCGAAAACAGAUUUUAUGUAAUACUGCUGAACAAACCUUGCUUUAGUGCAUUGGGGAUGGUAUAACCCCAGCUGUCGUGAACCAGUGUUUGAGGGACUAUUCAAGAAACAAUCAAAUUGCUUAGAACUUCUUGUGCGUUGUUGUGGCUGCAUUCAAUCAUCCCAUCACACUCUUCCUGAAUAGGGUUUUUUGAUGGAAGUGAGGAAUCGUUGCUUCAGAUAUUGCUUCAGAUUUACUCUUGUAGCUGAAUCAGUUAAAACUCCACUCAAUAUCAUCCCCCUGUGAGAUACAAGGAACUGCAGAUGCUGGUUUACAAAAAGGGACACAAAGUCUGAAGAAGGAUCCUGGCCCAAAAUGUCAUCUCUCCAUGUUCACCAGCAAUGCUGGUUGGCUCCUGAGUUACUCCAGCAUUUUUGUAUCUGUUUUUUAUUCCUCAAUGAUGGUGAUGGUGGUAGAUCUGACCAUGAUAAUUUCAUAGAAUGUCAAGGGGAGGUGAUUGAUUUCACUUU
This is a messenger RNA of Amblyraja radiata (thorny skate), 2563 nucleotides long. RefSeq lists its product as uncharacterized. Gene Ontology annotation, biological process: signal transduction. The record is from RefSeq and is a predicted model, not a curated record. Lineage: Eukaryota; Metazoa; Chordata; Chondrichthyes; Rajiformes; Rajidae. Bases 181 to 1758 code for a protein of 525 amino acids. Gene Ontology annotation, molecular function: protein binding. The transcript has 17 exons.